This is a messenger RNA of Anneissia japonica, 942 nucleotides long. RefSeq lists its product as uncharacterized. The record is from RefSeq and is a predicted model, not a curated record. The transcript is spliced from 3 exons. Lineage: Eukaryota; Metazoa; Echinodermata; Crinoidea; Comatulida; Comatulidae. Bases 41 to 556 code for a protein of 171 amino acids.
AUUGCGCACUAUUUCUUUAAUAGCGACUGCAACACCAAAAAUGACCACUACGUCACCUUUGAACUCAACAAGCCAUGCGCGAACCACAGGAAGUAAAUCUACUCUUAUCGUCAGUGGUGCUGUCGGGGCUCUUGCUUUAAGUAUUGUCAUCCUGGUCGUCAUCAUUAUCUUGCUGUGUAAAAAGCAAAAGAGGAGGCUACAACAAUCUGGAGAUACACAUGGCUUUACCAACAACGACAACCGAUAUGCAAGACAUUUACUUCGAGUCAGUUGGCAGGGCGAUAAUAUUUAUGAUGUACCUAAUAAUAUUGACGAACCACCGAAAUACGAAUCGUCUAUUGGAGCUUAUGGAGUAAAUCAUCCAAUCGGAGGGGGCCCAUACAUUGCCACUAAGCUGGACCAUCAAUUUGACACUCUGAAUACUGUUGCUUUGUAUUCAAAAUCCGAACCAGUGCCUCACGUCGCCCUCGGUACUUUGUCCGUGCGACAUGACUACCUUUGUACACAAUACACUCCUGAAGACCCGAACGGAUAUCUUGAGUUCCGUGAGAGUUAAUUAGUCGGCUGUUCCUUCAAGCGUUUUCUAGAGUGAGCUCCUUAAACUAGAAAUUGUCUCGUUUACGACUUGGGCCUAUUGCCUGACAUUAAAAUGCUUUGAUAUAGCGCCGGCGGUUUAUAACUGACCAUAGAACAGUAGCCUAUCCAGGCUGGCGGUGCAUUAGUACCCUCCUUCAUAGGUUGAAAAAAAUCUAAAUGUCUAUUUUUGAAUGUUUACAAAUAUUUUUAGUAUUAAUGUACCAUUUCCGGUAUCUAGAAAUCCCCAAUUCUAAUUAUUUUCCCACCUCAUCCUCAACCAUGAUGAGGCUCAGGGGAUUUUCCGACAUCUAAAAGUCUCAAUAAUGUUUUCACCUGAGCCCCAACCGGGGCUUAGGUUGAUAUAUA